GCGCCGCUGGGGGAGGAGCCGCCCGCCGCUCCAGCCCCUUCCCGCGGCGGGCCCGGGGCUCCCCCCGCCGCCGCGCCGAGCCGAGCCGAGGGGCCGGCGAGAGCCGCGGAAGUGCACUUGCUGCAGCCAUUUCUGCUCUUUGUGCGGCCGGCGCCGAGCAUCCCCCGCCGAGCAUCCCGCGGCGCCGGGCACCGCACCCGCGGAGCGCAGCAGGGGAACUGAACAUCUGCAACCAUGACAACCCACGUCACGCUCGAGGAUGCCUUGUCCAACGUGGACUUGCUGGAGGAGCUGCCCCUGCCAGACCAGCAGCCAUGCAUCGAACCUCCUCCCUCCUCCAUCAUGUACCAGGCUAAUUUUGACACAAACUUUGAAGACAGGAACGCCUUUGUGACAGGCAUUGCCCGGUACAUCGAGCAGGCCACGGUGCACUCCAGCAUGAAUGAGAUGCUGGAAGAGGGCCACGAGUACGCCGUCAUGCUCUACACGUGGAGGAGCUGCUCACGAGCCAUCCCUCAGGUGAAAUGUAAUGAACAGCCAAACCGAGUGGAGAUUUAUGAGAAAACAGUGGAAGUUCUGGAGCCAGAAGUCACCAAGCUUAUGAAGUUCAUGUAUUUUCAGCGCAAGGCCAUCGAGCGGUUCUGCAGCGAGGUGAAGCGCCUGUGCCACGCUGAGAGGAGGAAGGACUUUGUGUCUGAGGCCUAUCUCCUCACUCUGGGCAAGUUCAUCAACAUGUUUGCUGUCCUGGAUGAGCUGAAGAACAUGAAGUGCAGCGUCAAAAACGAUCAUUCUGCCUACAAAAGAGCUGCCCAGUUCCUGCGGAAGAUGGCAGACCCCCAGUCCAUCCAGGAGUCCCAGAACCUCUCCAUGUUCCUGGCAAACCACAACCGCAUCACUCAGUGUCUGCACCAACAACUAGAGGUUAUCCCUGGCUAUGAGGAGUUGCUGGCUGAUAUUGUCAACAUCUGUGUGGAUUACUAUGAAAACAAGAUGUAUCUCACCCCCAGUGAGAAGCACAUGCUCUUGAAGGUGAUGGGGUUUGGCCUGUAUCUCAUGGAUGGGAAUGUCAGCAACAUUUACAAGUUGGAUGCCAAGAAGAGAAUCAACCUUAGCAAAAUAGACAAAUUCUUCAAGCAGCUGCAGGUGGUUCCUUUAUUCGGCGAUAUGCAGAUAGAACUGGCCAGAUACAUUAAGACCAGUGCUCACUAUGAGGAGAACAAAUCCAAGUGGACGUGCACUCAGAGCAGCAUCAGCCCCCAGUACAACAUCUGUGAGCAGAUGGUGCAGAUCCGGGACGACCACAUCCGCUUCAUCUCGGAGCUCGCGCGCUACAGCAACAGCGAGGUUGUCACUGGCUCAGGCCUGGACAGCCAGAAGUCAGAUGAGGAGUACAGGGAGCUCUUUGACCUGGCUUUACGGGGGCUGCAGCUGCUGUCCAAGUGGAGUGCCCACGUCAUGGAAGUGUACUCUUGGAAGCUGGUUCAUCCCACAGAUAAAUUCUGUAACAAGGAUUGCCCAGGAACAGCUGAAGAGUAUGAGAGAGCCACCCGGUACAACUACACCAGCGAGGAGAAGUUUGCCUUUGUGGAAGUGAUUGCCAUGAUCAAAGGCCUGCAAGUGCUGAUGGGGCGGAUGGAGAGCGUCUUCAACCAAGCCAUCCGCAACACCAUCUACGCAGCCCUGCAGGACUUUGCCCAGGUCACCCUGAGGGAGCCUCUCCGACAGGCUGUCAGGAAGAAGAAGAAUGUUCUGAUCAGUGUCCUGCAGGCGAUUCGGAAGACAAUCUGUGACUGGGAGGGAGGUCGAGAGCCUCCAAAUGAUCCUUGCCUGAGAGGGGAGAAGGAUCCCAAGGGUGGAUUUGAUAUUAAAGUCCCACGACGAGCUGUAGGACCAUCAAGCACACAGCUUUACAUGGUGCGGACCAUGCUGGAGUCCCUCAUAGCAGACAAGAGUGGCUCAAAGAAGACUCUGAGAAGCAGCUUGGAUGGGCCAAUAGUCUUGGCCAUUGAGGAGUUUCACAAGCAGUCCUUCUUCUUCACCCACCUUCUCAACAUCAGUGAAGCUCUGCAGCAGUGCUGUGACCUGUCCCAGCUCUGGUUCCGGGAGUUCUUCUUGGAGCUGACCAUGGGCCGCCGCAUCCAGUUCCCCAUCGAGAUGUCCAUGCCCUGGAUCCUCACGGACCAUAUCUUGGAAACCAAAGAGCCCUCCAUGAUGGAGUAUGUGCUGUACCCCCUGGACCUCUACAAUGACAGUGCAUACUAUGCUUUGACCAAGUUCAAAAAGCAGUUCUUGUAUGAUGAAAUUGAAGCUGAAGUGAAUUUGUGCUUUGAUCAAUUUGUGUACAAGCUGGCAGAUCAGAUCUUUGCCUAUUACAAAGCAAUGGCUGGCAGUGUGUUACUGGACAAACGUUUCCGGGCUGAAUGCAAGAAUUACGGGGUGAUCAUUCCAUACCCACCGUCCAACCGCUACGAAACGCUGCUCAAGCAGAGGCACGUCCAGUUGCUGGGCAGAUCGAUCGACCUGAACAGGCUCAUUACCCAGCGCAUCUCUGCAGCCAUGUACAAAUCGUUAGACCAGGCCAUCAGCCGCUUCGAGAGCGAGGACCUGACAUCCAUCGUGGAGCUGGAGUGGCUCUUGGAAAUCAAUCGCCUGACUCACAGGCUGCUGUGCAAGCACAUGACUCUGGACAGCUUCGAUGCCAUGUUCCGCGAGGCCAACCACAACGUGUCCGCGCCCUAUGGGCGCAUCACCCUCCACGUCUUCUGGGAGCUCAACUUCGACUUCCUGCCCAACUACUGCUACAAUGGAUCCACCAACAGGUUUGUGAGGACAGCGAUACCCUUCACACAGGAGCCCCAGCGGGACAAGCCUGCCAACGUCCAGCCCUAUUACCUCUACGGGUCCAAGCCCCUCAACAUCGCCUACAGCCACAUCUACAGCUCCUACCGCAACUUUGUGGGGCCGCCUCAUUUCAAGACCAUCUGUCGGCUCCUGGGCUACCAAGGCAUCGCCGUGGUCAUGGAAGAGCUGCUGAAGAUUGUCAAGAGCCUGCUCCAAGGCACCAUCCUGCAGUAUGUGAAGACUCUGAUUGAAGUAAUGCCCAAGAUCUGCCGCUUGCCAAGACAUGAAUAUGGCUCUCCAGGAAUCCUGGAGUUUUUCCACCACCAGUUGAAGGAUAUCAUUGAGUAUGCAGAGCUGAAGACUGACGUGUUCCAGAGCCUCAGAGAAGUGGGCAAUGCCAUUCUCUUCUGCCUCCUUAUCGAGCAGGCUUUGUCCCAGGAAGAAGUUUGUGAUUUGCUGCAUGCUGCUCCUUUCCAAAAUAUUUUGCCCAGGGUCUACAUCAAAGAAGGAGAACGCUUGGAGGUGCGCAUGAAGCGUCUCGAAGCCAAGUAUGCCCCACUUCACCUGGUUCCCCUAAUAGAGAGGCUGGGCACUCCGCAGCAAAUAGCCAUCGCCCGGGAGGGGGACCUGCUGACCAAGGAGCGGCUGUGCUGCGGGCUCUCCAUGUUCGAGGUGAUCCUGACGCGCAUCCGGAGCUACCUGCAGGACCCCAUCUGGCGCGGGCCGCCCCCCACCAACGGGGUCAUGCACGUGGACGAGUGCGUGGAGUUCCACCGGCUCUGGAGCGCCAUGCAGUUCGUGUACUGCAUCCCCGUGGGCACCAACGAGUUCACGGCAGAGCAGUGCUUUGGAGAUGGUCUGAACUGGGCAGGUUGCUCUAUCAUCGUUCUCCUUGGACAGCAACGGCGCUUUGACCUCUUUGACUUCUGUUACCACCUGCUGAAGGUGCAGAGGCAGGAUGGGAAGGAUGAAAUCAUAAAAAACGUGCCCUUGAAGAAGAUGGCCGACAGGAUCAGGAAGUACCAGAUCCUGAACAACGAGAUCUUUGCCAUCCUGAACAAGUACAUGAAGUCAGUGGAAACAGACAGUUCCACGGUGGAGCACGUGCGCUGCUUCCAGCCCCCCAUCCACCAGUCGCUGGCCACCACCUGCUAGUGUGGACACGGACCCUGCGUGGGUUGGGAAGGGAGCAGGGACUGAACCCAAACCAGCUGGGAGGGGUAAUCUUGAUGGUGUGAGGCCUGACAAGGGAGUGAGGCUGGGUCUGCCUCUCCACACGAGGACACAUCUUCCCCUCAGCCCCGUUUGAGUGCAUGUUCCUCUGUCCCAUCCCUGUGAUCGGUUUUUCUCGUAGCUUUCGGACUUGAGGGGGGGUGGGGGUGGGCG
Molecule: messenger RNA, 4227 nt
Organism: Poecile atricapillus (Black-capped chickadee)
Lineage: Eukaryota; Metazoa; Chordata; Aves; Passeriformes; Paridae
Gene: CYFIP2
Product: cytoplasmic FMR1 interacting protein 2
Exons: 31
Coding region: 235-3996 (1253 amino acids)
Biological process (GO): cell morphogenesis; apoptotic process; axon guidance
Cellular component (GO): synapse; neuron projection
Molecular function (GO): small GTPase binding
Source: RefSeq, a predicted model, not a curated record